This is a messenger RNA of Oncorhynchus gorbuscha (pink salmon), 3041 nucleotides long. RefSeq lists its product as uncharacterized. Bases 276 to 2285 code for a protein of 669 amino acids. The record is from RefSeq and is a predicted model, not a curated record. The transcript has 12 exons. NCBI's taxonomy places the organism in Eukaryota, Metazoa, Chordata, Actinopteri, Salmoniformes, Salmonidae. Gene Ontology annotation, molecular function: NAD+ poly-ADP-ribosyltransferase activity; metal ion binding.
GGCGAUAGUAGACCUCCAGAAUGACGUUCCAAUGAUAAAGAUUCCAGGCCUAUUUAUAUAAAUAGUAUAUAACACAUUGGCUAGUGUCAAGAUCUUGCUAAUUAUUUUGUGCAAUAUGAAGGCUUCAUUGCAUUUGCAGAAAAAGGAAAGCUCAUGAAGGUUAUGCUAAGUUUCAGUUUCGAUUCACUGACCAGCUCCCUUCUAAACACAUAGUGUUCUUGUUAGUGUUUCGAACCAAUUGGAAAGAAUAUAACGUUUUUUAACCGAUUGAAGAAAUGACGGAAUCGACCAUUACUAAACGUAUUUGUGCUAACCAUGGAUCAAUGACCGUCGAUGAAUUAGAUGCGAUUUUUUACAGUGACUUGCCCGUCUCGGUGCGGGAUGUAAUUACGAAUCAAGCUAAAUUUUGUUUUGUUGUUUUUGACGAAGAGCAAAGGGUGUUAGCCAGGACUGGAGUUCGACUGUGCAGAUCCAGCGAUUGCCAGGGAUGCCGAAAUUUACAUUUUUGUAAACGAUUCCUGCUUGGAGAUUGCCCGUUCAGUCGGAGAAGAGGAGGAUGUCGUUUCAACCAUGACCUGACUUCGGGGGACAACAGCAGAGUCCUGAAAGAACACGGACUGGAGAAACUGAACAGAUCUGAGCUGUGCACCCUGCUGCUUCAGAAUGAUGGAUUCCUCUUACCACCAGUGUGCCACAACUACAACAACGGUGUUGGAGAGUAUGGCAAAUGCCAGGAUGGCGAGACAUGCAAGAGGCUCCACGUCUGUGAGAUGUAUCUCAGGGGUAGCUGCAACUGUCCCAGGUGUCAUGAUUUCUACGAACCCCACCCAUUAAAAAUCCUGCAGGACAGAGGGGUGCCCAACGAGCUCAUUGCCUCCCUGAAGUCUGUGUACAUGAACAGGGAGUGGUUGCAAAAGCAAGACCAUGCCAAGCAAGGCAAGGGGCAACAUCAAAGAGAUAAAUCUGAAAUAUGUAUGUACUUCAUCAAGGGCAGUUGCAUACACGGUGAUAAGUGCUUUAAAGCCCACUCUACCAUGCCCUACCAAUGGGAGGUGAGGGAGGGACUAAACUGGACAGCUCUACAAGACAACGAGGUGAUUGAGAAGGACUAUUGCGACCCAGCAAAGACAUACAGUCGUGGAGUCCAGCCUGUGUGUUUCGAUACGAUGACCUGUGGCCUGAACAAAGCCCGGCGUCUCUCCACCGUCUCCUCUGUGCUACAGCCUAUAUACAUCCUCACCACAGAGUGGGCCUGGUUCUGGGAGGACGAGUUUGGAAACUGGAUCAAGUACGCAUCAGCAAUCAGUGGACACAGGGCAGCCACCAUCACCAGUGAAGACCUGGAGAAGAGGUUCCAGGAAGACAACAAGGCUGUGAUGGAGUUCACCGCGGGGUCACAGACCUAUGAACUCAGUUUCCCAGACAUGAUUCAAACAAACAAGCAGUACAGCACCAAGAAAGUUGUGAGAAGACGGCCUGUGUUUGUCUCUUCAGCUGAUGCACAAACUAUCAAAACCAGCAAAAGGGCUCCGAUCAGUCACUCAAAUUUCAGAGCUUUACCAGGAAACUGGGACAAGGCACAAACUCCUGAAACAGGAUACAAGAGAGUCGACCUUCCGUGCUUGUCAGUGGAGUUUAAGGAGAUUCAAGGGUUUUUUCAGAAGACCAUGAGAGGCUUCAGCAUCCGCCAAAUCGAGAGGAUUCAGAACAAAGCCCUUUGGGAAGUCUUUCAGUGGCAAAGGGAUCUCAUGAAGAAGAACAACAGAGGGAGGAAUGUGACGGAGAAACAGCUUUUCCAUGGCACAGACUCCAAAUACCUCCAUGCCAUCUGCCUUAACAACUUUGACUGGCGGAUCUGUGGACUAAACGGAACAGCCUAUGGGAAAGGGAGUUACUUUGCCAGGGAUGCCAAAUACUCCAACAGCUACACUGGCCAAUCAAAUAUGAGGUCCAUGUUUGUCUGUCGUGUGUUGGUGGGAGAUUACACCGAAGGGCACUCCCACUACCUCCGGCCCCCCUCGAAGGACGGAGGGGACACCAUCUUCUACGACAGCUGUGUGGAUGACGUCAGCAACCCCUCCAUCUUUGUGGUGUUUGAGAAGCACCAGGUGUACCCAGAGUACCUCAUCCAUUAUGGUGAUGACGACGCAUGGUCGCAAGACUACCAGCAAUACUACCGUCCAGCUCCUGUACCUGUACCUGCUCCAACACCUAGACCAGCACCAAAAUACAGACCAGCACCAACCCCUUCACCUAAAUCUGACAACUCAUGUGUCAUUAGUUGAGGCUGACUGUGAGGUGUGAACUGUGAACCCUUUGAUAUUAAACUGAGGCAAAAACGUAUGCUUUCUUGAAUUAGAGAAAUGGAUUUAGCACUCUGUUAAAUGUGUUUGACAAAUUACAGCUAAUCUUGAGAUGCACCUUACUAUGAUUACUAGAUGUGCAAUUAUCCGUUUCCGACAAUGCACACAUUUUUGUAGUGCUAUUGACUUUAUAUAAUGGCAAAUUGCGAACCUCACAACAUGAAGUAGUUGUGUACAUUUUAAGCUUUAUACCUUUACAGUACAGUACUUUUACAGUAUCUGCUGAUGUGCAUCAGUUCAACAGUUACGGGUUUCAUUCAUUUUAUGAAUAUAAUCAGUCUGUUUUCUUUGCAUUGAUGGGUUCUGACUUAAAAUAUGAAAUAUCCUUAUUCAUGUCACUGAGGGAGGGAAGGGAAUGCAGAACAUUUACAUUCUGUCAGAACAUGUUAUGGUUAAACAUCAGGUAUCCUAUGGAAAGGAGAAGGGCCACAGUCUGGUACAAGUCAACAAGACACCCGUGAGUUGGGGAGAAGUGAGGAAUUUGGGACGAAAUCAAGUCAGAUGAAGUGAGAAAGAACAGGAAUCACUGAAGUCCUGUCUAGCAACGGUGAUCUAUUGGCUGUCCAGAUGUGUAGGGAGGAGACUCGGCAUAGGAGGAGGGUUUAAAUACCAGUGUAAAUAUGUCUUUGUCUUUCAGCUGUUUGAACCAUUGGGUGAAUAAACUUGGUUUGAGCUUUA